Macrosiphum euphorbiae (potato aphid) is the source of this 915-nucleotide messenger RNA. NCBI's taxonomy places the organism in Eukaryota, Metazoa, Arthropoda, Insecta, Hemiptera, Aphididae. The record is from the annotation of a GenBank genome assembly.
AUGCAAUCGAAAAGGAAGGAAAUGAAGAUGGAGUUAGUGUCAUGUGAGACACGAUUACAAAAACUUAUUAAUAAAACGACAUUUAAGCAUGUGACUAGCUAUAGUGAAAACCUGAACGCGGUCGCACUGGAAAACAAGAUCAUUACUUUUGACAAACCUAUAUAUAUUGGAUUUGCUGUACUUGAUAUUUCCAAGACGAUGAUGUACGAUUAUCAUUAUAAUGUUAUGAAGAAACAUUAUAAUGAUAAUAUCGAGCUUAUGUAUACUGAUACUGAUUCAUUGAUAUACCUUAUUAAAACCGACGACUUCUAUAAAGACUUACUUGACAACUCUAACUUGUUGAAUAGAGUAGACACAUCUGACUUGUCUCCUAGUCAUCCGUGCUACACCACAGUGAGGAGGAAGGUCCCUGGGUUCUUCUCCGACGAAGUUAACGGGCAUAUAAUUACAGAGUUCUGCGGGUUAAGGGCUAAAUCAUAUGCGUAUAACAUAUAUGCAGGAGAAGAGGAUGCGGUGAGAGAUAAGGAUAAAGUUGGUGGUGAAAAGAUCAAGGCUAAGGGGAUAAGGCAACAUGUGGUUAAAAACCAUAUGACGUUGGAGGAACAUAAAAGGUGUUUGUUUGGAGAAGCUGGAGUGGAGGCAUAUCAAGAAAAUGUAUCAAUCAGAUCGUUCAAACACCAAAUUAUGACUAUAAAAACGAAAAAGUUGACAUACAACAAUUACGAUGAUAAGCGAGUGGUAUUGGUCGAUAAAAUCCAUACCUUAGCUCAUGGACAUUACAGUAUAGAGGAAUAUGAACCUGGAGAAACUAUGGAGUGGUCAGAACUUGAUUUUGAGGUUGAUGGCGAAGGACGUAAAUGGUCAGAUUUUGAUAAAAGUUUUAUGACAGAGUUUCUUAAGUACAAUACUAAAUAA